GGGAGUAAGGGCAAGCUGCACACAGAGGGAGCAGGUGGUGAGACAGCCCUGUGGUCUGCUGUAUGCAUGGCACCCAGCCCCUGCCCUGCAGCACUGCUCCGGCUGUUUGCCUCCACCCUGCAACCCCUGGCUUGGAUGCGUGGGCUGGUGUCUGCUGGGGACCUGAUCACUUCGGUCCAGACUUCUCACUGAUUGAGCUGAUCUCUUUUACUCCUGCCUUCUACCCCUAGCCUGGGACUCUUAGACUCUCCAGCAGGAGUGGGGAUGCUUGCUUCCCACAUGGCAGGCUGUGCCAGCCACCUGCCAGUUGCCUUGGAGUAUUUGCCUGUCUCCUGUUCCUGCCUCACUGGGUGAUGAAGUCUCCGUGGUCUGUAGAGACUCUACCCUCCACCUCUAUCCUCAGGGCCUGUUGUCUCUUUGACUUGGCGCUUGAAUCCGUGAAUCUUUUUUAAUUCCUGGUCCAUGCCUGUCGCAUUCCUUGGCUACAUCCUAUCUGGACCUCACUCUCGGCUUGUCCUGCCCUGUCAGGGGCUUAAAGAAGACUGGACGGAUUCACAUGGAGGUAGAGGCAGAAAUUGUCCUUGUCUGAUAGGUUUCUGGCUGCAGCAGGAACAUUUUGGGAGCCAUGGGCCGCCGGCUCAUCCGUGGUCUGUCUGGAGUGACUGUUUUCCUUGUCACCGUGGCUCUCCUUUCCGUAAGGCACCAUGGGGCUCAAGAAACAGCCCAAUACCUGGGGCUCGGAGAAGGGAUGUCAGAGAAUCCAGAGCAACGGGCCAAAGUGAGCCCAGAGGAUGUCGCAGGAGGUGAUGGCAGCAGGCAGAAGGACCUGCAAGCCCAUCCUCAGGACGAAUACAAGACUAGGGGAGGCUUGAAGCUUGAGGACAUUUUCAUAGCUGUGAAGACAACCAAGAGAUUUCACCAGAGCCGGAUGGAGCUGCUCCUGGACACGUGGAUAUCCCGGGCAAGAGAGCAGACAUAUGUCUUCACGGAUGAAGAAGACGAAGCCCUGAAAAGGAGAAUGGGUGACCACGUGGUGUUCAGCAACUGCUCUGCUGAGCAUAGCCACCUUGCCCUCUCCUGCAAGAUGGCUGCAGAGUUUGACGCAUUUCUGGCCAGCAGCCAAAGCUGGUUUUGCCACUUGGAUGAUGACAACUAUUUGAACCCUCAGGCCCUCCUGAAGCUCUUGUCCUCCUACUCUGCAGCAUGGGAUGUCUACAUAGGGAAACCCAGCCUGAACCGACCCAUCCGUGCCUCUGAAACACUGCCUAACAACAAGACGAAAUCUGUGCGUUUCUGGUUUGCCACAGGAGGGGCUGGAUUCUGCAUCAGUCGCAAGCUGGCAAGCAAGAUGGUGCCUUGGGCCAGUGGCAGGAACUUCCUGAGCACCUCAGAGCUCAUCCACUUGCCGGAUGACUGCACCAUGGGUUACAUCAUUGAGUGUAAAGUUGGUGGGCAGCUGCUGUCCAGCUCACUCUUCCACUCCCACCUGGAGAACCUGCAGCUCAUCCCCUCGACUCAGCUCACACAGCAGGUCACCCUCAGCUAUGGUGUCUUUGAGAACAAGCUCAAUAUUAUUGAACUCAGUGGCCCCUUCUCACCCCAGGAGGAUCCCUCAAGCAGGUUUCGAUCACUUCACUGCCACCUCUAUCCGGACACCUCCUGGUGCUUGCAGCCUGGUGGCUGGUGAUGUCUCAGCCUCAGCAGCAGUCUCCUGAUUCUAACUCCUACCUGUGAGAGAAGAGACAUAAAGGAUUAGAACUGGCCGAAAGAGAGGAGAAAGGAAGAGAUGGAGAAGGAACGCUCGGGAGCGGAUUAGAGGUUACAGCUUUAUGAUCUUCCUUGUGCCCCUGACCAAAAAAAUUAAGUCCUGAAGGAAUGGAAACAGCAAGGCAAAGAGCUUUCUUAUCUUUGCAUUUCUUUCCUCUAGACGCUAAGAGCAUUCCCCACCCCCCCUGCCCCCAUUCCUGCUGAGUGCGACAGGGAAAAGGAGCAGUCCCAGACAGGUUAUGAGUUUUCUGGCACAUUUGUGCAGUAUCUUUUUCAGUACAGAGCCUGGCAUGACACCUGGACAGUUCUGAUCACCGGGGAAUGAACCCUGGUGACAUUUUUUCCUUGUACAUAUGGUUAAAUGGUUGGUGGAGAAUAUUCCUUGGAAAGCUGGAAGGCAAAGAGGCUGUUUUCAAUGCCAGUAGUGCCACAAACAGAUAUUUCUCUUUAAGGAGUAUUUCAAAACACACUGCUGGGGUCUAUGAAAGUUUCCUGUAAUCUCCAGAUGAAAGGACAAAUGUCCUUUCUUCAAACAGCUGCUCAGCUCUGAUGCUUAUUAUGGGACUGAGUCUGCUGCUUGGCUUAAGUGCCAAGGGGGAGUAUCACUGUGCCCCCACCAUUCUGAAAACUGGCCACCCUGUCUUCCCAUCCCCCCCCACAAACAAACACCAGCAUCUCCUACACAGCAUACACAAGCUUUAAAAGAAAAGGAAGGCAUCAGAGAGACCUUCCACCUUAGCAAAGAGGGAUCUAGAAAUUAAUGAACAUUUUAAUUUCUGGAGAACCAGAAAGCAGCGCCUGGGGAGCUGUUUCCCAGUCUGGUCAUUCUUAUAGGCAUUAGCCAGCUUGUGAGGCAGCAGAGAGCUCUGCUUUCUUCUCUUGCACAAUGUGACUUUGAACUGGAAAUUCUUCCUGGGCAUGGACAGGGACUAGUGAUGCCAAUGACCACUCUGAGUAGUGAAAAACACUUGUCUCACACAGCUACAUGAAGCCAGGAGCCAUGCGGUUCAAAGAGACAUCCAACUGUUGGAAGACAGGUACAAUACACAGAGGAGUUUGAAGUCCUGGCUGUAAGACAAAUGACUUGGUUUAAACUUAACCAGAAGAUGAAAAGUGUUUCCAUGUGGAGAAAGGAGAGUCUGCAAGAGAAAUCUACACUACUCAGAUAUAUUCCUUUUUCCCCAUUUAAACUGCUAGCUUUCUUGUUAAUCAAACCUUUGGGUUCAAAAGCCAGUCCUAUUUGUAGAAUUCCUGAUGGCAGUCAAAGCACAAUGCAAUUCAUGUGCCUGGAGAAGAAACUGAUACAGCAGACUUACCUCCUUGAGGAAAAGCAAGACACAGAAUUUGGAAGCCCACUUUGGAUCCCAGCCUCAGCCAGUCUGAAUUGGCCUGUUGCUAUUUGCAUGGCUGAAGGUCUGAUGUUAAAUGGGUUGAAUCCUUGAGGGGCUUCAGAGGGAUCACUCUACGACAGGGCUUCAUUGCUGAAGCAGUAGGUACCACUUCUGUGGAAUAUGCCUUCUCUCAUAAGGAAACUGGGAACAGAUGAGAAGAUGUCUUGGGCAAGACAUCUCUUGGGCUGUAGAGAAAUGAAUGACAGAAAGUUCUGUUAUGCCUGCGAUGGCAAUGCACUGGAAAGAAAAUUGAUUCUCAGAGCUGACAAAAGGAACCAGGAUUUCUAUAAGAACAGAGAGACAGCUUAAGGGGACAUUCUCCACUUGAAAUCUGAUCAAUGUUAAAACCUGAGUUAAAAUUAGUUUCAGGAAUGAUUUCUGCUCUUGGGGCUUGCUGUCAGAUGUUGUGGUUUUACAGUCUCAUUUUCCUAGUUUAUUAAAAAGUUUAGCUGCUUGGGAAAAAUGGGAAACAAUCUCACGUGAAACUUUUCAGGGGACUGUAUUUUUUUCUUCUCCUUCAUGAUUUUCUGAUGUAACAGUUAAAGAUUUUGCAAAGGUUCCUCUCCCUCUAUUGAUUUUUUUUUUCUUUUUUAUUCCCUUCCCCACCCCCACUGCAGUAAAAAGCCUGCCCCAAGAACUACAAGGGAUGGAGACCUGCUUUUUUCAUUUUACUGGGAAAAAUGGGAUCGGAGUCAAAGGUGCUGACAUGACCUUGCUGUUGUACAACAUCAAGUAUAGUUCAAGGUUUUGAGUACAGAGACCUCAGCCUGCCCAACACCAUAGCAACGAACAGCAUUAAUGGUGUUUAAACUGUAUACUGAAGAUUCAGAAAAAGGAGAAGGAGGGAAAAAAAGCAGUUACAGUAUUUGAAAUGUUAAGUAUUAAGUGAGUCUUUCAUGUUAACAAUAUCUUUUCUUCACUUUCCCUUUAGCUGUGAAGAAUUUUUAUUAGGAAACCCUUAGUUGACAGUGCAGAAAAUGCUAAUGACUACCCUUUCUUUAGGGGAAAAAGAGAAGUUAGCUGAAAUAGGUGGGAAACUGCAGUUGUUGCUAAAGGCUUGAAGGGGAUGGAGAAUAACAAAGCUAGACAAUGCUUCUGUCUCUGGUGCCAACUCCUCUUAACAACUCUGCUGCCGAAGGAAAACAGACUUCUAAGCUGCUGGAAGAUUUAGCAAACUUGUACCUGGAUUACAGCCUUCAUCUCUCUCCCCAGGCCUCUUGGAAAAGAUGCAACCUUCAAAAGACUAGCAGUUUAUUAAACAGAAUCCAAAAGGUGAGAAAUAGGAACAGGAAGAAAGGAGGCUGGAAGGGAAGAAAUGGCCAAGUAGGGCCUAGGAGGGAAUUUAAGCUCUUCAUUGAGAGUGCUGUUUGGGAACUGCCCAGGAGGAGUGGGAAAGUGGGUGUUGCCUGGACCCCCAUCUCUGGAUGUUUUUGUGAUCGGGACAAUGGUAGCCCUCCAAUGCCACAGUGGAUGCCAGUCUGUGAGUGAGAGGUCACACUGAAAGAGGUGGGAAUCAGGCCUGUUCAGUGCCAUUGGCCCCCCCCCCACUUUUUUUUUUUUUUUUUUUAAUUUUAAUGAAUGCCCCAGAGAAGCUGAUAGGCUUUCAUGUGGCAAUUAUACUCACUUCCUAACAGCAGUUUUGGCCUCUGGAUCUCCAGCUUUCCUCUGCCCUUGCUCACAAUGCUGGCUCUUCAGACAGUCCAGGGUUGGGAUCAACAGCUCUUUUCAUUCAUUCAUUUAUUUUUUGUGCUCAAUCCUUCAACAACCCUAGAAGACAGCUGGGUUGCCAUUUUGCACCACCUGGGCUCUACUCACCAGCCUUUUCUGACUGCUAGGCAUUACAUCCUUGUUUACAGUAAGGUGAUUGGAGCUACGUUUUCAAAUGAACCCAAGACAAGGCUUGAACUCUUACUGCUGUAUCUAUAAUGAUGAACCUUCAUGCCUGUGCUCUACUAUGCACUCUUUUCCUUAUGUCCCCCAGUCAUUAACAGUAAGUAGUGGGCUCUGUGUGUAGUUAUACUGUGGAACUCAUUGGUACAGGACAAUGAGUCAGUCACAGCUUUGAAUUAAUUAGAAACAAAGAACCACACAAUGAGUGGAAGCAAAUUCCUACUAAGCCCAAGCUGAUGAUAACAUCCCUCUGCCCAAAAGUGACUGUAACCAUCGAUAGAAGGAACCAGGAAGAAUAAUUGAAGGGACAAUCUCUGUUUCUUAGGGUGCAACUUUAUGAAAGGUUAAAACUAUGUUUUUAAACUUUUUGUCUGAGUUAGUUUUCAGCCUGUUCAGCUCUCUAUCCUAAAUUGUCCUCUCAUGUAGCCACGUGAAUGCUUGUGCCAGCAAGAGGAAGGAUCAGAGCACACUUCUGUGGGUGGAUGAAAAGGUGAAUGAGGGUGACCACUCCAUUCAGUAACUGCAUGGGCACAGAGAAGCAUGAACCAUCCUUAUGUUCUUCCCUAGGCAUCUGCUAGCAGCUGGUGCCAAAGAUAGGAUCUGAUGCUAAUUGGGACUUUCUUCUGUCCCAAACACUGCUGGGCUUAUGGCUCCACUGAAGAUGAUGUGACUGUUACCAUAGACAUAACCAAGGCCAGGAAGAAGAGCAGUAUCAUGAAUGCACAAAUAACUGUUUCUGUUCUCACCAACUGAUGGAGGAAUUUUUCCUCUAGAUGUUCCACCCAAUUACCUGGGAGGUUUAAGGAGUGCAGAGCUAAGCCAUUGUUGCUCAGCUGGCUUUGCCUCUUUAAGACUGUUCCUUGACAGCCUGAAUUUUCUGUUGCUCCCUGUUUGAUCCAGCUUGGACUCCAAGAAAGCUGGGAACUCAUCUUUCCCUGUUUGAACUGUAUGUGAUCAAUUACAGACCUCGAGAAUGGGCUGCUUGCCUAUCUCUCAUGUUUAAAUUGCCUUCCAGGAUUUUGCAAGGCUAAGGAGCCUCCUCAGAUGUUGAGUCUGACUGUGCUUCGGUCAAGCAUGCCUUGGUUUUGCUGAGAGUGGCAUCUGAUUCAUAGUGAACUUUGAGAACAAAUUGAGAGUGGCAUCUGAUUCAUAGUGAACUUUGAGAACAAAUUAAACAGAGUGCUUUGUACAUGGA
Dromaius novaehollandiae (emu) is the source of this 6243-nucleotide messenger RNA. It is a transcript of the gene MFNG, whose product is annotated as MFNG O-fucosylpeptide 3-beta-N-acetylglucosaminyltransferase. Gene Ontology annotation, biological process: regulation of Notch signaling pathway. Gene Ontology annotation, molecular function: O-fucosylpeptide 3-beta-N-acetylglucosaminyltransferase activity. NCBI's taxonomy places the organism in Eukaryota, Metazoa, Chordata, Aves, Casuariiformes, Dromaiidae. The coding region runs from base 626 to 1687 and encodes 353 amino acids. The transcript is spliced from 9 exons. Gene Ontology annotation, cellular component: membrane. The record is from RefSeq and is a predicted model, not a curated record.